This is a messenger RNA of Stereum hirsutum FP-91666 SS1, 1272 nucleotides long. Its product is annotated as C-3 sterol dehydrogenase. Gene Ontology annotation, biological process: steroid biosynthetic process. NCBI's taxonomy places the organism in Eukaryota, Fungi, Basidiomycota, Agaricomycetes, Russulales, Stereaceae. Gene Ontology annotation, molecular function: 3-beta-hydroxy-Delta5-steroid dehydrogenase (NAD+) activity. Bases 1 to 1272 code for a protein of 423 amino acids. The transcript has 3 exons. The record is from RefSeq and is a predicted model, not a curated record.
AUGUCGGUACAACGAGAUGUUCACUUGGUCAUUGGUGGAGGUGGUUUCGUAGGGCGACAUAUUGUCGAGCAACUGGUGCAACGCGGUGAAUCGGUCGCGGUCUUCAGUCGCGUCCAGAGGCAUUACGAUGUCCCGUUUUAUUCUGGAGACAUAAACGACGAGUCGCAGAUCUCACAAGCUAUCCAAAAGAGUGGCGCCACAUGUGUAUUCCACACCGCCUCUCCACACGCUGGCAGCAGUGAUGCAGCAACUUGCUGGAGAGUCAACGUCGAGGGCACAAAAGCCAUCAUUUCUGCCUGUGUCGCGAACGGCAUCAAAAAGCUCGUCUACACGAGCUCGUCUACCGUCGUGUUCAAUGGCCAGGAUCUCAUCGACGUCGACGAACGGUGUCCUCCGCCGGAGGUGGCUAUGGAUCACUACAACGAGACGAAGCUGAGGGCGGAAGAACUCGUGCUCGCUGCAAAUGGAAAGGAUGGCCUUUACACCGUCUCACUACGACCUGCUGGGAUUUUCGGACCUGGGGACAAUCAACUCAUACCUGGAUAUGCCGAAGCGUUCAAAGAAGGGAAGGCACACUACCAAAUUGGUGACAACACCAACCUAUUCGACUUCACCUACGUCGGCAACGUCGCCUACGCACACAUCCUCGCCGCUCAAAAGCUCAUCCCUCCUCCCGUCGCACUGGACGAAGAUAAAGUUGACGAGAUUAUCAACCGUUCCCUCCCCUCUAUCGACGCCACAACAGGCAAACACCGAAUCCCGUCCUCAGACGCCCGUCCUCUCGGCCCCUACGUCGACCCACCACCAAACGCAGACGCCCUCCUCGCCGCCUUCAACGACCCCUCCUACGUCGAAUCCCGACCCGUCGCUCGUACCCGAUACGACCAGUUCUCAAAACAAGCCCUCGAACGCUCCGAGCUCCCGCCACUGCAAGUUGCCGGCCAGGCGUUCUUCAUCACUAACGGCGAGCCUGUCUACUUCUGGGACUUCUCGAGGGCGCUGUGGAGGGAGAUGGCGUUAGGGAAGUAUCCGACGAAGGGAUUUACGGUGUUGCCGAGGACGGUGGGAUUGACAUUUGCGACGAUGGUGGAGUGGUGGGGAUGGUUGACGGGUACGGAACCGGUGUUUACGAGGUAUAGGGUCACGUAUUCGUGUGCGAAUAUGUAUUAUAAUAUUGAGAAGGCGAGGAGGCUGUUGGGGUAUGAGCCACAAGUGGGUUUGGAGGAGGGCAUCAAGCUGAGUAUGGAGGUGCGCUGUUUUCUCUUGCUAUAG